AUGUCACACUUACCACACGGUAUCGUUCAAACCACCACCAGUUCAGCAACAAUGAAUUCAGCUGCAAAUAUGGCCGCAGCAGCGUACUUCAAGAAUGCGGCAGGUGCUUACCCGACACCAGCGCAUAUGACCGGAGCCACUGCUCUUAGCUUUGCAGCCAAUCCACCAGCGCACAAUUUCUUAUCGACUGGAAUGGGCUAUUUUGGUAGUACGUUGGCGAAUUGCGAGGCACCAAUUGCAUGGAACGGCAUUUCACGGAGGAAGCAACGCCGUGAGCGAACGACCUUCACGCGUGGCCAACUGGAAAUCUUGGAGAGUCAUUUCGCGAAGACACGAUACCCAGAUAUAUUCAUGCGAGAGGAUAUCGCUCGAAGGAUUCGACUUCCUGAAUCCAGAGUUCAGGUAUGGUUCAAAAAUCGACGUGCUAAAGCACGACAUCAGAAGAAAGUUAUUCAGCAACACAUCGCAGCUCAGCAUUCGUCCAGCACAAGUGAUAGUGUGUUAUGUGCUAGUUCAAGCAAUAACAAUCGAUCUUCAGUAUCUGAAGGAGGCAGUCGCUGUGGAUCUGGGAUGGAGAAGGUUGAGAUUGAUUCGAUUGACAGCAAAAUGCCUCGAACGCACCCACCCACCACGUGUAUCGGCGCUGAUGUUCCAAUAUCAUCUGGAGGAUACGCUUUCAGACAGGGUUACGGCUAUAACGGCAAUCAAAGUAUCUCGGCAGUCACUCCGGUCGAAUAUUUCCAAUGUACACCACAGCAAGUGAGCACAGCAGCUAACUGUGCAAUUGCAGACUCAUGGAAGCUCUGCUAA
Messenger RNA from Anisakis simplex (herring worm), 810 nucleotides. NCBI's taxonomy places the organism in Eukaryota, Metazoa, Nematoda, Chromadorea, Rhabditida, Anisakidae. The record is from the annotation of a GenBank genome assembly.